UAAGUGAUUCAUGGUCACCCAAACAUUGUGCCUGCUCUGAUUAUUAAUGUACUAAAACAUAGUGGAUACAAAGUUUUUAUAUAUCCUCUGAAAGUGUUCAUGCAAAUUUAUUUACUUAUGCUGAAAGAUGAUGACAUCAUUGUCUGUAGGUAAAACAAAAAUUAUUUGUGGAGUUAGAAAAAACUCAGUGUGAGCAGAAUUCAUUGACAUAUUAUUUUUUAACAAAUUUGACAAACAAACAAACAAACAAAAAAAUUGACUGUCACCCAGAAUCAGAUUAGGAGUGGGAUGCUGUGGAAAUCGCCAAUCGGCAUUUAUGAACCUCAUUCUUCAAAUAAUGACAUGGAGAGGAUGAGACGGAGGUUUGAGAUCAGUGAUUCAUGCAUGCAAAUAAACUGCAUGAGUAUAUAAUGAGCCUGAGCUCAAUAUCGCCUUCAGACGAGCGGGGGAUAACGCAGUAACAAGGCUUCAGCAUUUAUUUUCAUCAGUGUUGCUUUAUCAGCCUUUGGGGGAGCUGACCAUUUUCAAGAUGAAACGAGGACAAACAGGUCUCCAGUCUAAGUGCCCGGCGUUCUCCGCCCACGAGAAGCGGGCUAACAGACAGAAGAAGGCUACGUCUGGCUGUGCCCAGUCCUACACCGAAGACUGGGGAAACUUGCCCCACCAUGUGGUCCUGCAGAUAUUCCAGCAUCUGUCACUGAUAGACCGGGCCAAGGCAUCGUCUGUGUGCCGUCGCUGGAAUGAUGUCUUUCACACCCCUGACCUGUGGAGGAGGUUCGAGUUUGAGCUCAACCAGCCGGCCACAUCAUACCUGCGCUCCACUCACCCUGACCUUAUUCAGCAGAUCAUCAAGAAGCACGCCCAGCACCUGCAGUAUGUUAGCUUUAAGGUGGACAGCUGCAUAGAAUCUGCAGAGGCGGCCUGUGACAUUCUCUCCCAGCUGGUGAACUGUACCAUUAAAACCCUGGGGCUGAUUUCCACAGCGCGACCCAGCUUUAUGGAUGUGUCUCAGUCGCACUUCGUGUCUGCACUGACGGUGGUGUUUGUCAACUCCAAGUCCCUCUCCUCCAUCAAGAUUGAUGACACUCCAGUGGAUGACCCUUCCUUAAAGGUGCUGGUUGCCAACAACAGUGACACACUUAAGUUGCUGAAGAUGAGCAGCUGUCCUCAUGUCUCCCCAGCAGGGAUCCUGUGUGUGGCAGACCAGUGCCAUGGUUUGAGAGAGCUGGCAUUAAACUACCACCUCCUGAGUGACGAGCUCCUUCUUGCUCUUUCAUCAGAAAAACACGUGAACCUUGAGCACCUACGCAUUGAUGUGGCGAGCGAAAACCCCGGCCAGACACACUUUCACACCAUCAAAAAGAGCAGCUGGGAGGCCUUGGUCCGACACUCGCCCAAGGUCAACAUCGUCAUGUACUUCUUUCUCUACGAGGAAGAGUUUGAACCUUUUUUCCGUGAGGAAACACCUGUCACCCACCUAUACUUUGGCCGGGCGGUUAGCAAAGACAUGCUGGGCCGUAUUGGACUCAACUGCCCCCGUCUGGUGGAGCUGGUGGUGUGUGCCAACGGUCUAGAGCCCCUGGACGAGGAGUUGAUACGUAUCGCCGAACGAUGCAAGAGCUUGACUGCCAUCGGCCUGGGUGAGUGUGAAGUGACCUGCAGUGGCUUUGUGGAGUUUGUGAAGAUGUGCGGUGGCAGGCUGACUCAGCUGUCAAUCAUGGAGGAGGUGCUGAUCCCAGACAGCAGCUACAACAUGGAGCAGAUCCACAGUGAAGUGUCCAAACAUCUGGGCCGCAUUUGGUUCCCUGAUAUGAUGCCCACCUGGUAGAGCUGGCGCAGGAGAAAUCUGGCACCUUCAACAACUCACAGUUGUACUGGGUGAAUGAACACUGUCAGUACGAAGGAAACAAGUAGUUUGAGGCGACAUGGACACAUUUUCUGACUGUUUACCCUUCACUGGCAGAGCUUUGUCAUUUUGUAUAACAGGACUGUGUUGAAACGCCCAGGAUUUUCCCAUGUAUUAAACUGUAAAUUAGCUGUACAAAAUUGAGUUACUUUUGCUGUGUUGAUGUCGUAGUUCUACUAAAAGAUUUAUUAUUCAUUUGUUAUUUUCAUGGUCAUCAUCUAUUUCCGUUUUCAUGUGUU
Cynoglossus semilaevis (tongue sole) is the source of this 2145-nucleotide messenger RNA. It is a transcript of the gene fbxl3l, whose product is annotated as F-box and leucine-rich repeat protein 3, like. NCBI's taxonomy places the organism in Eukaryota, Metazoa, Chordata, Actinopteri, Pleuronectiformes, Cynoglossidae. Gene Ontology annotation, molecular function: protein binding. The record is from RefSeq and is a predicted model, not a curated record. The coding region runs from base 530 to 1828 and encodes 432 amino acids. Gene Ontology annotation, cellular component: mitochondrion. The transcript has 5 exons.